This is a messenger RNA of Daldinia caldariorum, 993 nucleotides long. Its product is annotated as NUDIX hydrolase domain-like protein. The transcript has a single exon. Gene Ontology annotation, molecular function: ADP-ribose diphosphatase activity. The record is from RefSeq and is a predicted model, not a curated record. Gene Ontology annotation, biological process: nucleoside phosphate metabolic process; ribose phosphate metabolic process. NCBI's taxonomy places the organism in Eukaryota, Fungi, Ascomycota, Sordariomycetes, Xylariales, Hypoxylaceae. Gene Ontology annotation, cellular component: nucleus. Bases 189 to 902 code for a protein of 237 amino acids.
CGUAUAGCGUAUAGCGUAUAGCGUAUAGCGUAUAGCGUAUAGCGUAUAGCGUAUAGCGUAUAGCGUAUAGCGUAUAGCGUAUAGCGUAUAGCGUAUAGCGAUACCAGGCAAGUUCGCCAACGAGUUAUAAAGAAACAGGAAAAAGAAAAAGAACAAGAAAAACGAAGAGAAAUAAAGAAAACUAUUCCAUGGGAAAAGCCUGUCUGCCUAAGGACUGUACUAUUCGAACUCACCGUCUCACCCGCUUUCUAGCACAUAAAUCCCAUUCACCAUUCAAUAUGUCGCACAAGACCCAAGAGCCAAUUAUCCACAAAAUUUCGGACUUGCCCGUCGAACAAGCAAAGUGGAUAGCUCUGAAGAAAAUCGACUACACUGACCAGGUCGGUAAACAGCGGACGUGGGAGGUAGCGACACGCAAGACGCGGGGCAAGGCGGGCGUAGACGCGGUUGCAAUGGGCAACAUACUCCUGCAUCCGUCGCGGCCGGCGUCCACCAUGCUCGUGAUCCAGUACCGGCCGCCGCUGGAUUCGUACACGGUAGAGUGGCCAGCCGGCUUGAUCGAUGCCGAGGAGACGGCCGAGCAGGCUGCCGUGCGCGAGUUUAAGGAGGAAACGGGAUACGAUUGCCGUGUACUGAGUAUCAGCCCGGUGCAGGCGGCCGAUCCAGGCAUGAGCGACGCCAACAUGCAAAUGGCUAUGGUAGAGGUGCAGCUGAGCGAAGGCGACGAAGAGCCUGAGCAACGUCUCGAAGACGGCGAACACAUCCAGCGCGUAGUCGUACCCCUUAACGAGUUAUACGACCGCUUGGUUGAGUAUUCUAAAGCCGAGCGUACUAUUGUUGCAGCGAAGCUGUUCCACUUCGCUGCUGGAAUGCACUUCGCGCAGACGCAGAAGUACUUCUAACCCUCGUAGCAUUAAAGCCUAUUGCCUAGAGUCUAGAGCCCCUAAAUACAUUUUAGAUGUUACAUUAUAACGAGAGAAUUACGAAUACGUC